CGGGAUUUGCACUGUUACUUCCUUGUCCCUUCGCCAGUUUUAACAACAAAUCAUUUUCUCUGUCCCGCCGUAAACAAACUAAUAAACAUGGGUGUGGGUGGAACAUUAUCUUGGCUGAGGUGAUAAUGAAAGUUAUCGGCUGUGACUGCGACGUCGGUUAACACACAGCAGCAGCAGUAACACUUUCGCUUUCAUUUACGAGGAAGAAAACUCAGAAGGAAGGAGACUGUCAUCAUGUCAAAAGACGAACAGACAGAGCCCAUGGACUUUUGUGAAGAAGGCAUGAGUAAAACUCCGCCUCCUACAGCAUCAUCUGAGGAGCCUGCUGAGGAAGAAGUUGUUAAGCUCUCUAUCGCCUGGUCAGAGAGUAAUCAAACACCAAAAUAUAAAAUUGAUUUGGAGAAACUCCUCCAAACUUGGUUCUGUGCGAAUGAUUGUGGAGACUGCCACGUUAAAUACGCCUUGGAACAUGAUGCUUCCAUACGUGUACUUGCCUCAGCCCUGGAAAAGCUUGAGGGAUUGAGGGGACAGACACUGACCAGCAAAGACGGGACAAAAACAGUCAAAAUACUGUCCAUUUGUCAUAAACAAACACAUAAAGCUCCAAUGAACCUCCCUUCUGCAUCAGACCAGCUAGAUAUGAAAGUGCAUCUGGGAGGAGGAGCUACAUCCAGCUGGUCAGCAGCAGAUUCUGAGGCUAGAGAGGAGACAUGCAAUGUCCCAGUUCCCCAUUUCUGGUAUGUGAACCACAUCUACAAGGAGGAAAUUGAUCGUAUAGAGAAAAAGAAUAGAGUUAAAUUUGGAGCACAUGUGACGGUAAAAAUCAAACCAAACCAGGAAAAUGGAGACCCAGCAAAUGCUCUGGCUGAGUUCACAAAUCUGGCCCAGAAAUGCUUAUCUGAAUCUCAAGGCUUUGUGAUUCCUUUCAAAGUCAUGACUCCAGAAGAAUUGAGCAAGGUGCUCGGAGUCAUCCAAGAAAGCCAGAACAAGCUUCUUCUUACUGUGUCCUCUGAAGAAAUAAUGGUAUGUGGGCCAAGCCAAAGCCAAGAGGCCAUACAGUCCUUAAAUACAACACCGAACACUUCAGCAAAUACUAAAACGACAUGGGCUUCCAACAACACAUCAAUGAUCAUUGGCAUGGCCAUCAAAGAUCCUCUCGUCGAAGGACUAACCCUCGACCAGAGUCACUUGAAAUUUAUGAAGAACUACUUCAAAGAGAAAAUAGCAGAGAUUAAGGCUCGGUUUGAUGUGGACUUCAUAGAAUUAAUUAGCACUCGAGAAAAAGUGAAUGUCAAAGCUCGCUCCAAUAGAACUGCUGGAAACAUUGCAUUGGAAAGCCACGCAACCAGAGCCCUUCUUCGUCUGUACCAGACAAGCAUAACAUCACCCUUAAUGUCCAACUUCACCCAACACUCUAUGAUGGGGUCCAACAGCUCAGUGAAGAACAGGAAUUACCAGUCAGACGGGGCCUCUGGUGGAGCCACUGGAGGGGCUACAGCGGAAGACGAGAAAGACAUAACGUGCCCUAUAUGUUUGGAUACAUUCAAGAAUAAGACACAGCUCAAGUGUAAACAUGAAUUUUGUAAGAAAUGCCUGGAACUAGCUAAGGCUAGCACUGGACCCACGUGUCCUGUGUGCAAAGAUGUCUUUGGUAUGAUGGAGGGAAACCAGCCAGAUGGAAGAAUGUCAUCGAGGAGAGAAUCCUUUCCCCUCCCUGGUUUCCCAGACUGUGGCACUAUCGUCAUCGACUAUGAUAUUCCAAGUGGGAAACAGACGGAGAAACAUCCUAAGCCUGGAAAAUACUUCAGCGGUAUUAAUAGACGUGCUUAUCUGCCAGACAACAAAGAGGGUAAAGAAGUACUGAAGCUGUUGAAUAAAGCAUUUGACCAGAAGCUCAUUUUCACUGUUGGGAUGUCCAGAACAACUGGAAUGGACAACCAGGUGACCUGGAACGACAUUCACCACAAAACCUCCACUGGAGGAGGACCACAAUGUUUUGGGUAUCCUGACCCUGAUUACCUGAGCAGAGUGAGAGAGGAGCUGAAGACUAAAGGCAUUGUGUGAACCUUGAUACAAAAUGAAGGCUUUGAAGGGUUGUAGUCAUAAAUCAAAUGUUACUUUCAGGAAGUAAUUCAAAACAAGCAACUGCUAAUUUUCAUUCAAUAUCAAAGUGUAUGCUCUUUCUUCUUUCUUCGUGAUGCUGUGAUUGAGGGUUGCUUUGAAAUACAGGGGUCUGAAUGUGAGUCGUGGUAGUCCGUUUAAAGUACUGACACUUUUCUUUCUUAAUCACUCGUGCCACCAGUGUCUGAAACACAGAUGCCUCCCCUUAUUGUAAACAUGUCUUACUUGCCCCGCUUGCCUGUUCAUCAAGUAAAUAAACUGCUAUUAUACGACUGUA
Solea senegalensis (Senegalese sole) is the source of this 2398-nucleotide messenger RNA. RefSeq names its product E3 ubiquitin-protein ligase DTX3L-like. Gene Ontology annotation, molecular function: metal ion binding. The record is from RefSeq and is a predicted model, not a curated record. Lineage: Eukaryota; Metazoa; Chordata; Actinopteri; Pleuronectiformes; Soleidae. The transcript is spliced from 8 exons. Gene Ontology annotation, biological process: protein ubiquitination; Notch signaling pathway. Bases 235 to 2064 code for a protein of 609 amino acids.